AGAACAAAAACCCUAGUACUUUUACACAUAUAUAUACCCACGCCCUGCCCUUCUCUCUUGGCUUCUCUCCACAUAGCUUUUCUCCCUGCGUCUAAACCCAAACCCUGGCCAUUUCUCUCCAGUUUGGCGAGGGUUUAGAUUCGGUUUAUUGUUGAUCAGUGUUUUGGAUCAUUUGUUGUUUCAAUUUCGAGUUUUGACUCCUCUAGAGUUGGGAUAUGGAUCUUCAAAGUCUUUCUAUUGUGCUUCAGGCCGCUCUUAGCCCCAAUCCCGAUGAACGGAAAGCCGCCGAACAGAGCCUCAAUCAGUUUCAGUACACGCCACAGCAUUUGGUGAGAUUGUUGCAGAUUAUUGUGGACAAUAAUUGUGACAUGGCUGUACGGCAAGUGGCCAGCAUUCAUUUCAAGAACUUCAUUGCCAAGAACUGGUCACCCCUUGAACCAGACGAGCCCCAGAAAAUUUCACUAGAGGAUAAAGAAUUGGUGAGGGUUCACAUUCUUGAAUUUGUUGCAAAAGUUCCCCCAUUGUUAAGAGUUCAGCUUGGCGAGUGCCUAAAGACAAUUGUCCAUGCUGAUUACCCUGAGCAGUGGCCCCGCCUUUUGGACUGGGUGAAGGUCAAUUUAUUACAAGAUGACUCUCAAGUCUACGCAUCUUUAUUUGUCUUGAGGAUCCUAUCAAGGAAAUACGAGUUCAAGUCUGAUGAGGAGAGGGUACCUGUCCAUCAUAUUGUUGAAGAAACAUUUCCCAGUCUGCUUAAUAUCUUCAACAAGCUUGUCCAGAUUGUCAAUCCACCAGUGGAUGUAGCAGAUUUUAUCAAGCUUAUCUGCAAAAUCUUUUGGUCUUCUAUAUAUUUGGAGAUUCCAAAGCAGCUAUUUGAUCCAAAUGUGUUCAAUGCGUGGAUGGUUUUGUUCUUGAAUGUUUUGGAGAGACCCGUCCCUGUGGAUGGUCAGCCCGUAGACCCCGACCUCAGAAAAACAUGGGGUUGGUGGAAGGUGAAGAAAUGGACUGUUCACAUUUUAAACAGGCUGUUCACCAGGUUUGGAGAUUUGAAACUGCAUAAUCCAGAGAAUAGAGCCUUUGCUCAAAUGUUCCAGAAAACUUAUGCAGGGAAGAUUUUGGAGUGUCAUUUAAGUCUGUUGGGGGUGGUACGUGUUGGUGGUUAUUUACCUGACAGAGUUACCAACCUAAUUCUUCAAUAUUUAAGCAACAGUAUCUCGAAGCUAAGUAUGUAUACUCUUCUGCAACCUCGACUUGAGGUCAUUCUUUUUGAGAUAGUAUUCCCUCUUAUGUGCUUCAAUGACAAUGAUCAGAAGCUUUGGGAAGAGGAUCCUCAUGAGUAUGUUAGAAAAGGAUACGAUAUUAUUGAAGACUUGUAUAGUCCAAGGACUGCUUCCAUGGACUUUGUCAGCGAGUUAGUUAGGAAACGUGGAGAUAAUCUUCCAAAGUUUAUCCAGUUUAUAGUUGAAAUUUUUAAGAGGUAUGACGAAGCACCGGCAGAACACAAGCCCUAUCGACAAAAAGAUGGUGCCCUUCUUGCUAUUGGAGCUCUCUGUGACAAAUUGCAGCAAACUGAACCAUACAAAUCAGAACUUGAGCGUAUGUUGGUGCAGCAUGUAUUCCCUGAAUUUAGCAGUCCAGUUGGUCAUCUUAGGGCCAAGGCUGCUUGGGUUGCGGGACAAUACGCUCAUAUUAAUUUCUCAGACCAGAAUAAUUUCCGGAAAGCACUGCAGAGUGUUGUGUCUGGGAUGCGAGAUCCAGAACUUCCCGUUCGUGUCGAUUCUGUUUUUGCUUUGCGCUCUUUUGUUGAAGCUUGCAAAGAUUUGAAUGAAAUACGCCCAAUCCUUCCUCAAUUGCUUGAUGAGUUUUUUAAACUUAUGAAUGAGGUUGAGAAUGAGGAUCUAGUGUUUACGUUGGAGACAAUAGUGGAUAAGUUUGGGGAGGAGAUGGCACCUUAUGCCCUUGGGUUGUGCCAAAACUUGGCUUCUGCAUUUUGGAGGUGUAUGAAUACAGCUGAAACCGAAGAAGACGCUGAUGAUUCUGGUGCUUUAGCUGCUGUAGGAUGUUUGCGUGCUAUAAGCACAAUUCUUGAAUCAGUCAGCAGGCUUCCUCAUCUUUUCGUACAAGUUGAGCCAACUUUGCUUCCUAUAAUGCGUAGAAUGUUGACAACUGAUGGUCAAGAGGUUUUUGAAGAAGUUUUGGAGAUUGUGUCAUACAUGACAUUUUUCUCUCCUACAAUAUCUCUUGAUAUGUGGAGUCUUUGGCCAUUGAUGAUGGAAGCAUUGAAUGAUUGGGCUAUUGAUUUCUUCCCUAACAUUUUGGUUCCUUUGGACAACUACAUAUCCAGGGGAACUGCACAUUUCCUCGCUUGUAAAGAGCCAGACUACCAGCAAAGUCUAUGGAAAAUGAUUUCAUAUCUCAUGGCAGAUACAAACAUGGAAGAUAGUGACAUUGAGCCAGCUCCAAAGCUCAUUCAAGUAGUUUUUCAGAAUUGUAGGGGGCAGGUUGAUCAAUGGGUUGAGCCAUAUCUGAGAAUCACAGUCGAGCGUUUGCGUCGAUCUGAAAAGUCCUACUUGAAGUGUCUCUUAAUUCAAGUGAUUGCUGAUGCUCUUUACUACAAUGCGGCUUUGACCCUCAGCAUAUUGCAGAAGUUUGGCAUUGCUACAGAAAUCUUUGGUCUUUGGUUGCAAAUGCUUCAACAAGUUAAAAAAAGUGGUGUGCGAGCUAACUUUAGGAGGGAACACGAUAAGAAAGUUUGCUGCUUAGGAUUGACAUCACUAUUGGCACUUCCGGUGGAUCAAUUAUCAGUGGAUGCGUUGGAGCGAGUUUUUAAGGCAACCCUUGAUCUUCUAAUUGCAUACAAAGAACAAGUUGCAGAAGCUGCCAAGGAAGAAGAAGAUGCUGAAGAUGAUGAUGAUAUGGAUGGUUUUCAAAGUGAUGAUGAAGAAGAAGAUGUUGAUGGUUCUGACAAGGAAAUGGGCUUCGAUGGUGAGGAUGGAGAGGAAGCUGAUAGUGUAAAACUACAAAAAUUAGCUGCUCGGGCAAAGUCUUUCCGCCCACAAGAUGAGGAUGAUGAUGACUCAGAUGAUGAUUACAGUGAUGAUGAGGAUUUGCAAUCUCCACUUGAUGAUGUGGACCCAUUUAUUUUCUUUGUAGAUUCAGUCAAAGAUGUGCAAGCAUCAGAUCCAUCAAGGUUCCAGAGCCUUUUGCAAACACUCGACUUCCAUUAUCAGGCUAUUGCAAAUGGUGUUGCCCAGCAUGCUGAACAAAGGAGAGCAGAAAUUGCGAAAGAAAAAUUGGAGAAGGCAACAGCUGCAGCUGCUGCCGCUUCCUAAUUCAUGCAUUGAACGUUAGGGUGUGGCUAAAUUUUGUUUAUUGUCACAGUUCUUUGUUUAUUCCAUUCAUGAAACAAAGCGUCUUUACCUGUCCAUUCAGAUAUUAGUUGGUCCUGAUGGAUGUGGUUGCCAGUGAGAGCUUCUAACAUUUGAAGUGCUUGUGGCUUUGUGUGAUUGAGUUACCGGUAACAUGUGAAAUGAGAAAUCACUAGACACCGUAACUGCCACUUCAAGAUCCAGGGUUCAGCUUGGUUUGUCAAUAGAGUUCGGAUGUUCUACGGCAGAGCAUGCCAUCUCGAUCGGUUUUGUGUUACCCCCUUUUUUUUCUCUCUUUUUUCUUUCCACCUUUUUCUCAUUUCUCCCUUCCCAUCAGGCAAGGUUAGUCAAUUUAUUUGGGUUGAGUCUUCUUUCUUUCUACACAGGAUGUAUUGGUCUAGGAACCCUUUGAUCUGUUUUCAGUUGUCACAACCAGGGUUCACUUCCAUACUGGUUUGUUACUAGUUCCCAUUUUAUGAGGGCAUAAAUUAGGGUGGCUGAUGGAUGUAUUUAUUAAUUUUGGGUCUGAGGGUGGCCUACAAUUUUUCACAUUUUCAUUUCUUUAGGACUAGUCUUAUUCUCAUCUGUAAUAUUUGUUGAUCUGAGUUGGAUUUUGGGGGCUUCAUUGCAGAUGGCUUCUAAGGGUAGCUUGCUGCUAUUGUAAAACACUUCCAUCUUUAUUCUUUAUAUAUGUCCGUGAAUUUUAUUGGGAAGAAAA
Messenger RNA from Cannabis sativa, 4083 nucleotides. Its product is annotated as importin beta-like SAD2. The coding region runs from base 216 to 3329 and encodes 1037 amino acids. Gene Ontology annotation, biological process: protein import into nucleus. Lineage: Eukaryota; Viridiplantae; Streptophyta; Magnoliopsida; Rosales; Cannabaceae. Gene Ontology annotation, cellular component: nuclear envelope; cytosol. Gene Ontology annotation, molecular function: small GTPase binding. The transcript is spliced from 22 exons. The record is from RefSeq and is a predicted model, not a curated record.